GACGAACUUGAAAAAUUUAGGCUGAACUUUUUUAGAUGCGCAAACCGUGAUGUAGCUCAUUUAGUGAAAUAUCAAUUUCAUAACUAGCGCAACGGCGUUUUAAGAACAAUAUGGUCCACGCACACCCUUGUACAAAAUUCAGCCAGACGCACUUAUCAAGGCUAUCAACGGAAAUUGAGCAACGAUUGUCAUUUUCCAACUCACUUCAAUAUUUACUUCAUUUUAAUUCCCCUAAGGUUUGCUAGCAUUUCUUUCGCGUUUUAUCUAUUUUAAACACUACCGCCUCGAAAUUUCAUUCAAUUUUGAGACAAUUUUGUGAGAAGCAGAGUGUAGUAAAAAUUGCGUGACUUAGUAGCCAAUUGAAUUUCACUUAAUAGCCAAUCGAACGUAUAUUGACUCCAAUAACAAGGCGUGGAAAUAAACUUACAUACAAGGUCAGUCUAGUAUUUGUUCAACAUUCAAUUCAAAUUGAAAAUAAUACGUAACCAUUCCAUAUGCACAGAAGUGAUAACCCAAAAUACCACAUCGUCUAAUGACUGAAUGCACCUGGAAUUUUUUUUAGCAACUAGACGUGGAUUACAACUGCAUCCGUUUUCGCUCAAUGAAGCAAACUCAUGCGAAGGUCAAGGCAAUGCUUCCCUUUCGGGUUCUUAAACAGACCAACCUCGGAUGUUUUGAUUUUUCCCACCUCCGUAAAAUAUACGCUUGUGCGAUAAAAUAGCAGAAAUUUUUAAGACGUCAGAACACGCGAUAAUCAUACCACGUGCUCAAUUAACACGCAGCGUGUGAAAUGAUUGUAAACUUGCCCUAUCUUAUGAUGUGCAAUUAACAGUUUUCGGGGAGAAAAGAGCGGGAGACUGUCUUGUAAUUUAAAUAUCAACCAAACAAAUAAAUUUUAGUGUUAUUCUUACAAUUUUUCCCCGCUGAGGGCUCGACUGUGCAGGGCAGCAUGUAAAAAAUCACACACCAGGUACAUCUAUAAUCGUAUAUGACAUGGUGCUCUUAUCCGAAAUCUAUACACUGUAUCACACUUCUAAUUCACUACAGACAGGCGAUUACCGAGGUAGAGCUCUGAUUGCAAACACAAAGCCGUGAAACAAGGCAUUUUACACAACAAUACGUUGAACGAUGUAAUAUUUAGCAUUGAUACAUGUGCUAAACUGUAAUCCGAGGUCAAGUUGUCAAUGCUCCUUCUGCCCCCAAUUUUCUUUUUUUUUUUAGCUAAACGCUCACCUUGGAGGAACUGGUUUGUUAAAUAUCGAACGAUUAAGAAAGAAUACUUGAACACACAUCGAUAGAAGACUGAAACAGACAACAACAGGAUUCUUCUAAUCACGUAAACUUAUGGCUCGAACAACAGAUUACUUGAACGAUAGCUUUGAAUAUUUCCUCUCCAUCGUGAAAAACAACUUAAAAUUCAUUGAAUUCCACCUCGUUUCAACAGCAAAUUCAAAACUUCAACUACUCCGCGCGUGAAAUAAACCAGCACCUAUUCUAACACUCACCAUGUCGGUCCAAAGUUAGAACGAUCUUGACUUUCCCAAUUUGAUCUGUAUUUAAUUGAAAUCAGCACAGCGCGAGACUCAAUGUGAAAUACGAGCCAGUAUUGCCCGCUUGCGCUGGGCCGGCCGGAUAUGGCCUGGUUGCCACAUGACCUGUAACAGUUUUUACCUCCUUACUGACACUUGAAUAUCAAUCCUUGAGAAAAUGUGCAUCCGAUAGAAGGCGAUAAAUGCUACAAUGAACGAGCCUGAACUAGCAAGGAGGUCCUACACUUAAAACUCAAAUAAGCAGAGUUUUAAUAUAUCAAAACAUAUAAUCACUCAAAAAAAAAAAAUUAAGCGAUUUCCCACACACGAUUCUCUCACACUGUACGUAUAAUCUGAGAUCAGAAAUUUGUUGUUUUCGUCAGAUUGAAUUUAAGCCGCUAUUUGUUCGGUUAAAACACGAGAAAGAAGUCCAAAAUUGAUAACAAUUAGAAAUCCCUGUUUUAUCUCCAAAACGAACAUAAAACUCCGUCUACCGAAUUCAGCAGGAAGCGUCAUUUGGGAGCGCCACGUUAAUUUCUCUACCCCUGCCCCUUCUCGGUCACCAAUCUCGUUCUCCCGCCCCCCUCCUCACCCCUCUUACAGGCUUUUUAUCCUUCACCGGAACCAACUUGAAAAAAAUUUUGCAGGCUUGAAAUGCUUUCCAUCAUUUCUUAAUGAACAGACAAUACAAUACAUCCGAAAAGUUAUUCUCACAAAGUAAAAAAACCUGUCAAUCGAAAUUGCAAGCAAUACACGACUUUCAUAAUGGCGGACACCGCGAGAGUCCUGGAUCAAGUUGCAUGAAAACGAGGUCAGAAAGGCCAAAAGAUCGCGUCGCGUCUCUUUUUGUUUAGAAUGGCGAGCACUUCGAUAUUUCUUACGGAAAAUGAUAUACCUGGCGCUUCUCUUCUUGGAAGAAAACCUGAGGAAUUAAAAAUCUCAGAGCUUAAAUUUUGGCUCAAAUGUCGUGGAGACCCGGGAAAAGGAUUAAAGACAAAAGCAGAGCUGGUGAAGCGAGUGUAUGAGUACAUGCGAACAGGCAAAGACAAACAGGUCGUGGAUCCAGAUCCUCACAAAAUCUACAGCCGUAGAAAGGAAAAGCAAGGCACGAGAUCUGAGCCUGACACUGAAAUCAAUGAAUCGGUACAGUUUCCUAGCUCUGGAUGGGGAACGUCACUGGAAAAGAUGCCUAUGUUUACGCGGCUCCAGAUGAAUCGCCAUGUUUUGAAGUCUGGAAAAGCGAUCGCCAAUGUAGAUCAUCACACCGUUCCGACCGGAUUAGUAAAGGCCAGGCGUUUCUUAGAAGACGAAUACCUGGAAGAUAUUGAAUGUGUGAGUGAUUCCAGACACUUUUUCUUUAAAGGGAAGUGUUGCCAUAGUUUCAGAAAAAGCGACCCUCCUCAUAAUCUGCAAAUUGCCCUAUGUAUCUUGUCUGGAGAAGUGGUGAGUGCUUCUUGUUCGUGUGUGGCAGGAAAAGUUGGAUUUUGUAACCACGUAUUGGCGCUGAUGUUUAAGAUGUGCAAGUAUACUUUAUUUUCUUCUACUACUACUAAAGAUCUGAGUGAGGAACAGGAUCAACAGUCCUCCGUAGCUUGUACUUCUCAACUCCAGCAGUGGCACAAAAAGGGUGGGGGAAAGAACAUUGCCCCUCAGCCAGUAAUGACAGUAGAAGUGAGAAAAAUAAAGGAUGCUGAAUCCACUUCACGGUCCGGUAUCAAACCGCUUGUGUAUGAUGCAAGAAUGAAAAAUACCCAUAAUCUGGCUACCGAGCAAAAUCUUAAGGAGCAACUGAGAAACAUUGAUCCCAAUAUGGGCCUAUCUCAAAUGGCUAAUGAACAGACUGAUCAGGCAGGUGUUGGACAUGUGGAAACAAAGUUUGGCAAAUUUCAAGUUGGCAGUUUCUUGUCAUAUCAAGUUGCUCUAACAGAAUCACACUUUGAGGCUACUGCAUCUAUUAACUGCAUUUCAAGACUCGAUCAAGUAAAUAACGAUGCCUUAAAUUAUCCAAGGUUUCCUCUAAGGGACAUUGACAGCAUGGUAAUUCCAGAUAAUUUGUCUGAGAAUGACCAGAAACUGUUACAGUCUUUAACUUUGGUUGAAGAUGAAAUCAAUGACCUGGAAACUCAAACAAGGAACCAAGCCGAAUGCUCAAAAUGGAAGGAAGAGAGAAAAUUCAGAUUUACAGCAUCGCAAUAUCAUUUGAUUUCGAAACGACAAAGAAACCACGCUUCAUUUGCUGAGCAACUGAUGAAUCCCACACCAGUUUCUUCUAAAUAUUUAGAACAUGGCAAAAAGUUUGAACCAGUUGCCCUGAUGGAGUAUGAGAAGUUCAUGUUCAACAGAGGGACACCUGUUAAGGUACUGCCUUGUGGACUUGUGGUAUCAAAAGGAUGUCCAAUUUUAGGUGCUACCCCUGAUGCACGAGUAGUUGACUUUGGCUGUACUGAUUACUUUGGGAUAGCAGAAGUAAAAUGCCCAUACACCAAGUAUCAUGUCACACCCCUUGAUGCUUGCACAGAUGCAAAGUUCUUCAUGGAACAGACAGGUGUUUCAGAGUGUAAAUUGAAGGAAGACCACCCCUACUAUGCUCAAGUCCAGGGACAGAUGGCGGUUACGGGAGCAAGGUGGUGUGACUUUAUUGUGUAUACCAGCAAAGGCAUUUAUAUUGAACGUAUACUUUUUGAUCCUGUUUUCUGGGCUGGACUAAAGCAGAAACUGCUCUCUUAUUACUUUGAACAUUUUCUUAAGUUUGCUUCUGCGAAGCUUUUCGAGGGAAAUUGUCAGGUAAACAACAACAGUGACUGUGAAAUCUUGUGCACAGCUACAUCUGGUUGACCCUGUUAUCUACAGUUUCCCAGCAAAAAAUUAUUUGUUCUAACAUCUCUGUAUGUUUCAAACAGAAUUGGUAAUACCAUGCUACUUAAUUCAUCUAUUUUUAAAUGUUGUGAUUUUAUUUGUUGACUGGGAAUUAAUACCUUACAUGAAUAAAUUCUUACUGUUGUUAUAGUUAACAAUUUGUUUUGGGUUGAAAUUUUUCAAAUCAGUUUGAUUUUUAUUCUCCUUUGUUUCAAAGUAUGCUAAAGAAUACAAAGGAAAAUUAAAAUCCAACUGGUUUACAAACUUUAAACCAAAGAUAACUGAAACGACAACAUAGACAACAUGGUCAAAGUUAAAAGAG
Molecule: messenger RNA, 4707 nt
Organism: Orbicella faveolata
Lineage: Eukaryota; Metazoa; Cnidaria; Anthozoa; Scleractinia; Merulinidae
Molecular function (GO): zinc ion binding
Source: RefSeq, a predicted model, not a curated record